UUAGGGAGGUUUGUUGGGAUACUGAAGCACCAGCGACAGUGCUAAAUUUUUAGGAUCAGCGUUAUCAGCGGCCGUGAAGUAAUCCCGAAGCUCCUGUGGAGCGUUUAAAACAGCUUCACGAAAAGGGAUAUACUGAGCAAAUUGGUGAUCAUCCGAAGGGUCGGUAAAUACCACAACAGCCACAAGCUUUUUGGUGAUAGGGUGCUCACAGACAACACUUACCUUCACUGCUUUGUAUCCUUUUCGAAAACCAUCUGUUUCUCGCAUGAUGUACUUAAAGGCAAGUUCGGGGUCAAUGGUAUCCACUCACACUUGUUUCAUUACUUUCUUCCUUAAUGUUUUCGUUGGAAGAGUCAUUAACAAAUUGUUCCCUCUCUCCAUUUGUUCCUACUUCAUCAUCUUCGCUGGAGGUUGACGUCCAAUUAAUACGCUUUUUCAAGCUGGAGCUGGCUUUGUGCUUCUUCUUCUUGCGUUGUCGAUUAGGACUUCGAGGCGGAACAGCAUUCUUCAUAGCAGGUGGUGAGCGAGAUCGGUGCUUGAUGUUAGGAAGCUCCGGUGAGGGCUGUUUAUCUUCUUCCUCAGAAGCGCUUGUACUGGAACACAAAUUUAUUUCCUUGCAAGACUUUUUACGAUGCUCCUCGUCACUACUGCUCCUUCUUGAUUUCAAAGAACGCUGCUUUUGCUCUCCGUUCUGCUUCCAAUUUUCGUUUUCUAGCAAUGAUUGCUUGUUCUUCCAGCCUCUUUGCGCGUUGCUUCUUCUUUAAUUUCUCUAGACGUUCGAAUUCCUCUAUUAAUUCUGGGCAGUGCUAG
Molecule: messenger RNA, 810 nt
Organism: Haemonchus placei
Lineage: Eukaryota; Metazoa; Nematoda; Chromadorea; Rhabditida; Trichostrongylidae
Source: the annotation of a GenBank genome assembly